Parastagonospora nodorum SN15 is the source of this 372-nucleotide messenger RNA. RefSeq lists its product as hypothetical. The record is from RefSeq and is a predicted model, not a curated record. Lineage: Eukaryota; Fungi; Ascomycota; Dothideomycetes; Pleosporales; Phaeosphaeriaceae. The coding region runs from base 1 to 372 and encodes 123 amino acids. The transcript has a single exon.
AUGGUGGUCGCGUCCGGGCUGAUGUACUUCGUCUACUCCGAUAUCGCGGCCGCGUGGGUGCAGCUGUACUCGAAGACCAUCUCGUCCGUGCUCUUGACCAUGACCAGGAUGAACGCCCCGAUCAACUACGUGGGGCCGCUUGAGUGGGUCUACACGACCUGCCAGAAGUGGUCGAUGCCCACCAUGAAGAUCCUCCCGAGCAUCUGUAUCGGCACGGUGAGGGUGACGUACGUGGUUGAGUACAUGCCCACGAAGUGCAUCAUGAAGUACCGCCAGCACCCGAACGUUGUGAAGCCCAUGGACCCAAACGACGCGUGGAACAGCGCUUGCAACGGGCCUAAUCAGCCUACGCUACGGCCACCCCCAGGGUGA